AUUAAAAGAUAUUAACACCUUGGACACCUUGUGGUCACAUGGUGCAGCAACGUGGGCCGGUGGGGUAAAGUUACCUCUCCUCACUUCUGCCUUUUGCUUGGAUCACUGCAGCGGUCCCAGUGGUCAGUCUAAUUCUGUCUGAGCUGGUCGGGUGGAGGAGGGGGAUUGCUGUAUCUGCAAUCCCAGGCCCAACCUGCCAAAGGGCAAAGACACCGACUGUCUAAACUUGGUCUCUGUCACUCUGUCUCUCCAGCCUUUUCCUCUCGUGUAGAAUUAAAGACAAACGUUAGAAAAUAUCUGGACUUUUUGUCCGUCUGAUAAAAGAAAGGAAGUUCUAAUUUACAAAGAAGAGUCUUGUCUUGGCUUAAGAGUUUUUCACGCUGGAAUACCUGGUAGGAUUAAAUCGUUCAGAGGAGUGAGGAAAAUCCCGAUGUUUUAUCUUCAUGGAAACAUAAUCUGCCCAAGGAUUGCCUUUUCAGAAGGAUUUUAAUUCUGGAAGUAUGACUGAAGCAGCUGAAGCUCGAUCGUCAGUGACAACCACCAUGGUCAUUGACGGGAAGGCCGGAGAGGCCGGCUCGACGACUCUCCGGUCGUCAAAGAAAAUGUUUACAGACGACCUCUACUCUACGUUCAGCUCCCCUCUGGCCUGGAUCCUGGUUCUGGCACUAAUCAUCACCUGGACAUGCGUGUUCAUUAUUAUGUUUGAUGUGGCCGAUUAUAAGACCAUUGCAGAUCGCCCUCCUGCUGGGAUCAGGAAGGUUUUAAAGAGUUCAGGGCGCAGAGGAGGUCUCAGUAAGUUCGGUUCAGAUCCUGUGAAGGUGGUGAACGAUGCCGUGGACGAAUCAACAAACAUUAUUAGCGCCAUGUUCAGUUUCGCUGCAAACCUCAUUGCUCCAGACGAAGAAGAAGGAAUGCUGUAUGCGGUGAGGAAAAAAGGAGAAUUUUUACCGCCAAGAAGUAAAGUUAUAGGAAUGCAAGUUCAGACAAAACUAGAAAAGGCAGAAGAAGCAGCAAAGGAAGAGGAAGAAGAGGCCUCUGAGGGGGAGGAAGAGGAGGAGGAUGAAGAUGAAAUGGAGGAAGAGGAGGAAGAAGAAAUAGAGGAGGAGGAGGAGUAUGAUGAGGAAGGGGAAUAUGAAGAGGAUUAUGAUGAGGAGGAGUAUGAGUAUGAAUAUGAGGAGGAUGAAGAGGACGAUGAGGAAGCAGAAGAAGAGCAGGAGGAAGAAGAGGAGGAGGAACAAGCAGAUGAGGAAGAGGAAGCAGUAAGCACUGAAGAAGUUGAAGAAGAAGAGGAGGAGGAAGAAGAGUUAGCUGAAGAUGAGGAAGCAGAGGAGGAGGAAGAAGCUUUAGCUGAUGAAGAUGAGGAUGCAGAAGAAGAAGGUGAGGAGGAGGAAGAGGAAGCUGUAAGCGCUGAAAAAGUUGAAGAAGGGGAGGAAGAAGCACUAGAAUCUGAAGAAGAUGAGAAAGAGGAGCUAGAAGGAGACAUCCAAGAGAAGGAGGACGAAAAGGAGGAGGAAGGAGAGGAAGAGGAGGAGGAUGAAGGAGCUGAACUGGAGGAAGCUGGAGAACCUGAAGAGGAGGAAGAUGAUGAAGCUCCUCCAUCAGCUGCAGUAGAGGCUGAGGAUGAUGAAGAGGAGGCAGGAGAAGAAGAUGAAAAAGAAAUGAAGGCAGAUGCUGCAGCUGCUGAUGAAGAGGAGGAGGAUGAUGAAGAAGAAGCUGCAGCUGCUGAUGAAGAGGAGGAGGAUGAAGAAGAGGAAGCUGUAGCUGUUGAUGAAGAGGAGGAGGCCUCUGAUGAAGCUGCACCUGUUGAUGAAGAGGAGGAGGCCUCUGAUGAAGCUGCUGAUGAAGAGGAGGAUGCCUCUGAUGAAGAGGAGGAGGCCUCUGAUGAAGCUGCUGAUGAAGAGGAGGAUGCCUCUGAUGAAGCUGCUGAUGAAGAGGAGGAGGCGUCUCCUGAACCCGUUUCCACCUCAGAUGAUGAAGAGGCGUCUCUGUCUCCUGAUUCCGACGUUCCCGUCGUCGUCAUAGAAGGCGAUGAAGAUGCGCCACUGCCUGACGAUGAUGAUGACAUUAAAGAUGAAGAGGAUGACAGCAGUGACGAUGCGUUUGUGGAUUCCUCAGAAAUCAGUGACUCAGCACUUCUGUCCAGUGAGGAAGAUGAUGAAGAUGACAGACUAGCAGCGACGUCAGACAGCGAUGAUGUCAUCGCAGAGGACACUGAGGAAGACUUGGAUCUAGAUCUUCCUCACAUAGCAGUUUCUAGUGAUGAAGAUCUUAAAGUUAAAGAUGAGGAAGAUCUUUCUCCUCUACCACCUGUCGAUGAUGAUGAUGAUGAUGAUGACGACGUAAAGGUUUCUGAGGAAGAUGAAGAUGAUCUGGACCAAUCAGAUGACGUUUCUGUGGCUUCCUCUGAACUGUUUGCAGAUGAUGAAGAUGAAGGUAAAGAUGAAGACCUUGAUAAGGACGACCUCAUUGACCUUGAGGUUGAUGAAGAUGAAGAUCUUAUCAAACCUUUACAGGAGGAAGAACAAGAAGUAGCAGAGGAGGAAGAGGAAGAGGCGGACGUUCUUCCUUUGGUCAGCUCAGACAGUGGAGUGUUGGGCGACGAAGAUGACGACGAUGAUGAAGAUCUUGAUGAGGACUCUCUGAGUGAUGAUGAAGAUGAAACCGAGGAAGACGAUGUUGAGACGAGCUUCGAUGAUGAAGAGGAGAAAGAAGUGAUAGAAACAUUGGUUGAGACAGAGGAAGACAUUGAUGAAGCCGAGGAUGACGAAGGUGAAGGUGAAGAGGAAGAUGAGGAAGAUGAAGACGAGGAAGAUGAUGAUGGACUUGAUGACAUCCUGUUGUCUGCCGCCAUUGCAGCAGCGAUCACUGGCCAGGAGGAGGCAGCAAAGACUGCUGUAGAUGAUGAAGAGGCUGAAGCUGAUGAAGACAAGGUGGAGGAAGAUGAAACAGAAGAAGCUGAGACCAGCCAGCCUGCUGCUCCUGAGGAGAAAGAUGAAGAAGAAGAAGCUGAAGAAUCUGUUUCUAAGCCUCAGAAAUCCAUCGACAAAUCCGAAGACAAGGAAGAGGAGUACGAUGAAGACGGAGACGAAGAAAAGGCCACAGUGGAUGUGAUUAAACCUGUGCCUGAGCCAGAGGAGGAAACACGCAAAACAGAACCAGCAGAGUGUCCCUGCCUCCAUUCUGCAAAGACAAAAGAGGCUGUCACCAAGACUGCAGAUAAAAAAGAUGCUCCCAGGAGGGUGUCGGCUGUGCGACGGAAAAAAGAACAGGAAGCUGUGAAGAAGACAGAUGAAAAGCCAAGAAGACAAGCUCUUCCUAGAUUUCCAGCUCUGGAGCCAAAAGCCAGGAGAAUCCGAAGAUUAGCUCCUCUUCUGAAAGCUAAGAUAAAACAGAAGAGCAAGAUGUCAAAAACAGUGAUGGAGACCAAGAAACAGGAAGAGACCACAGAGUCUGCACAGGACGUCAGUCCCUGCAGACCUGCUCCAGUUUACUGCCCGGCCCCCCCAGGAUGGUACGUUCAUCACAUCGUCACAGACAAUCCGUACCCUCCUCCAACCAUGUCAGCUCCCUCUGCUCCGAUUGUGACCGUUCACCCUCCAGCUUCUCCAUCACAGCCUCCAUAUCAGCAGCCUCCUCCUUCACUAAUGCAGCCACUCUAUGCUCACUAUCAGCCAUAUCAGCCACCAGUGCAACCUGCAAUGCCACCUCCUGCAGAACCUUCUCCAUCAGUACAACCAGAACAUCCAGAGGCUCCACAACUGGAACCACCGGUGGAGCCUGAGGCACCGACUCCAGCUGCUGAAGCUCCGCCGGCAGCAGCUGAAGACCAGGAACCAGAGAAAGUUGUGAGAAAAGCUCCCUCAUUGAAGAAAGCUGCAAAGAAAAAAACUAAGGUUGCUGAUUCAGUAAAAGGUAAAGCUCCAAAAAAAGAGAAAACCAAACUUUCUGCUGAGGCUAAAAAAGAGAAGCUUCCAAAGGAGAAAUCCAAACUUCCAGCUGGAGCUAAAAUAGAGAAGCCCGCAAAGGUCAAAUCAAAACUUCCAACAGAAGCUAAAAAAGAGAGGCCUGCAAAAGAGAAAACCAAAUCAAGAAAAGAGCCUGCAGCUGUACAGCAGAAGAGGAAAUCAGCGCCUAAGAGGACAGCGCCGGCUGUCAAGAGCAAAGUCAAAGCAUCCAAAGAUAAGAAAGAACCAGAAUCACGUUCACAGCCUCUGAGACUGAGGACGAGACUGGAAGCUGACAGGAGGACAAACGUGACGGCUAGAGCUGAGCCAAAGAAACCAAUCAGAGUUUCCUUUAAAUCAGAAAAAGCUGCAAAGACUAAAAAGAAACCAGUCAAGAAAGCUGAAGAUAAAGUCAAACAGCCACCAAAAACUCAGGAGCCUGAGACUGAAGACAAUGUUACAGAGAAGACCGAAAAGAAGAAACCGAGUCAGAAAUACUUCCAGUGCAUCUAUUUCCCAGGAAAACACGCACACUAUCCUUUACGACCUUUCACCCCGGCCAUGUCUCCCGCCAUGUUGUCCCCUGCUGUCCGGUCGAUGCUGGAGCAGCAGAGAGCAGCGGGACACUGACCUGACUGACGGACAGAUCUCUAAUUCUGUGACUUCCUCUGUCUGCGAUUAAAACACAGGCAAGAAAACAAAAAGAGGACAGAUUUUAUUUUUAAUUUAGUGAUUUAUUCAGUGGUUGAGCUGCUGGGGACACUUAUGAGAUGUUCUCAGUCUUUUGCACCCACAGCUGUACUUUCACUGCAAUAUAUUGUGUCUAAGUUUAAGAUUUUCUUUGCAAAUACAUAAAUUUCCAAUCAACCCUUUGUUUUUUUAUAUAAUUUUUACCACAAGUAAUUUCAAAGCUGACAGUUUUUACCUUUUUCUGCUCCACUACUAAAUGUCACAGCAGUGACCUGCGCUGCCCCUGUUCACCACAGAUCACCUGUGGGUGCAAGAGAUUAGCAUGCUAACAGUGAAGACUCCAAACCCAGAGGCUCCCACUUUUAUCCCAGCAGCAACCCAUCUCCAGACAUCCAGCAGUAAAAUCCAGCUGCAUGGUAAUAAAAACUGAGAGGCUCUCUAUCAGAGAACAGGAUGAUAUCCUGGUUUAACCUUUAAAUAUUUAAAUUACAGGCAUUUCUCCUUUUAUAGUUCAAAUCCCAGAAAACAAGCCAAUUCCUUCCUUUUUUAUGCUAUAAAGUAAGACCCAAUUGCAACGCAAAAAGUUAGGUUUUACAAACAAAUGCAUAUAUAAAACUAAUUUUAAAAAAGUAUAUUAAAGAGAGCAACUAAACUAGAAAAACAAAAGUUUCUGUACAAAACAAAUUGGCAAAAAUGAAAAGCAGUGCAAUUUAAAUAUGUGGAAUUAGAACUUUGUAAUGUGGAGAUUUCUGCUUACUUAACAGUGAGAGUCAAAAUAAACAAUAAUAUUAAGAAAAUUGGUAGUUAUUUAUAUAUGUUAUCAGUAAAAUUGGAGAUAAAGAAUUAAAUGUACACAACAUCUGAAUUAUUCAUCAUUAAUAUUUUAGAUAAAAUAGAACCUUGAAAUAAUUAUAUUUCUAUUAUGCAUAAAAAAAUACACUUAAUUACUUUUUAAAAAUCCAUAUUUUAUUCGGUUAUUGGAACCUUUUACCUCAAUGUUUUUAUUAAAUUGUGGCACCUUCAGGCCUCCGUAGACAAUGGUGGAGAAGCUGCAGGAGUUUUAGCGUGAUGCGUUUGGAGACGGGGAAACUGCAGGACAACUUAGACGUGACCAACUGAAGCGACGUUGUGAUUGAAUGUAGUUUUAUCAGCCUGUGAACCGGGCCCGAUGCGCCGUCGCUUUUUUACCUCGAUUCUUCUCGGUUCUGGUGAUGCGACUCAGCAACAAGUUCACCGUUAUGGUUUUAUGACUUACUGAGCGCUGCCAGACAUUUCCUUCUGUUGUCUUAUUGAAUAGAAAUCUAUGCUACUGUAAAGGAACCAAAAGGGAGUUUCUACUCCCACGAUGUUUCACUCCUGAUGGUUCUGUGCACAUGAUUAUUAUCAAAGAAUGUGGAAAUUAAAUAGUUUAUGUGACAGAAUAGUCCAGUUUACUCGUACUGCUGCAAAGGGACUAAAUAAAGCAGUUUGACAUGUGGGACUGAAUGCGGAUAAGCUGUGCCGAAUUAUGCGCCAGCUGAUCUUUCUGAAAUGUCAACAAUACAAACAAAGCAGAGAAAACUAUUAAAAUGCAGAGUUUAGUUUUGUAAACCUGCAGAGAACUUCUGUCAUCUAAAACAGUGAAUGCCCGACAAUUUAGAGUUUUCUGAGGAAUGCAACUCCAAACUAUUCACAGAAAAUUCACAGAUUCAAGGAUUCAUUUCUUACAGUGUUUCUAAAAUAUUUGAAAGAAAAUGCAGGUUAGGAAGCUGAAAUAUUUUGACACAAUCCUACUGGUCGUUCGCAAAGCAGCCAAUCCAGAGACGUGCCAUUUAAUUUUCUUGGCACUGACUGGCUGACCAGAGAUAAAGGAGACUGGAUAAGUGCUAAGACAUUAUUCUCUGUGCAUAUUAAUGAAUAUUAAGGUAUAUUUAGUGUUUGAACAAUGAAAAAUAUGCAGUUAUAAGAGUAAUAAGAGACGGGCUCAAGUAAUUUUGCUGCUUGUUGGUGACUUUGGUCCCUAACCCAUAAAUACUGGGGAUCCACUGUAGAAUUACCAAAGACUCUACAGUGAGAUUCGUGGACAAUGUGGACAUUUCUGACAAGUUUUCCAAAGCAGCUCAAAUGUGUAAUUCUUUGUUAUUUUUGAGUUUGCCAAUUACCAGUUUGCUUAAACUUCCUUUCAGAAAGUCCGAAAGUUUGGGUGGGAAGUAUUAUUUUACAUCUGCCAAACAUCUGGUUUUGGUUUGCUUUGAUGCAUUUAACCCUCAGGUUUGUUGAAAACUUUGGAGUCCAAAUCUAAAAUGGGUUCAAGGAAACUCUGGUCUCAGUUCUUUACAGGACUGGACUGACUACAGUGAAUGUGUUUGUUGGCGUGGCCUUAAAUCACACCUGUAAGCCAGGUGUUAACCUUCAGUUUGUUGUAAAUGUCGUGUUUGCAGCUUAUAUUUGUGUUAUUUACAUUAACACACAGUACUCACAUUGUACAGCUGCAGGUAUAUGUAUUUUUAUUUAAUUAUUACUGUAGAUUAAUGUCAGUGAUGAAAGGACAGACUAUGAUGUCAUAAAAACAAACAGAAGGAGCAGACGUCAGUGCAAUCUGAUGUAAAUAUGUUUGGUGGGAAACUUAGUUGAAGCUUGAAUAUGUUACAGGUUUUAAAUUCAUGUUUGAUUUUGUUAAGGUGAGUUGACUUUUUAUGCAUGUUGUUACAUUUUAUCACAAUACUUUGCCUUGACGUUUUUGUUUUAUUUCUUCUUUCUUUUAUUUCACUGUUAGUUUUUCAUCUGCAGAGGAAUGAGCAUUUAUUGAUCUUAAACCUCUGAGACAAAAAAAUGUUUGUUGGCAUUUUUCCAACUGUGAGCAGAAUAAAAGUAGUAAGAAAU
Xiphophorus hellerii (green swordtail) is the source of this 7496-nucleotide messenger RNA. RefSeq names its product triadin-like. Gene Ontology annotation, molecular function: signaling receptor binding. The record is from RefSeq and is a predicted model, not a curated record. NCBI's taxonomy places the organism in Eukaryota, Metazoa, Chordata, Actinopteri, Cyprinodontiformes, Poeciliidae. Gene Ontology annotation, cellular component: sarcoplasmic reticulum; membrane. The transcript has 31 exons. The coding region runs from base 501 to 4574 and encodes 1357 amino acids.